AUGAAGUUCUUCUACGACUCGUCAGCCGCCAAGAACCACAUCCGUCCGCUCUCUCGCUCUCCUCCUCCCGGUUCGACCUCGACAUCGACGUCGAAAGCCAAACCGAAGACUGUCCGACCUCCUUCCGACGACGACGACGACGAGGCGGAAGUGCCGAAGAAGAAGCCUCGUAAGACGAGGAGCGAUAAAGGUGUCAAGCGUGUUUCGACGGAUGAGGAGGGGAAGGAAGAGAAGGAGGUGAAGAAGCGCGGGAGGCCGAGGAAGGAGCCUGAGACGUAUGCUGCGAAAGCGAAGGCUGCGCUCAAGGCUAAGGAGAAGGAGAAGCAUAGGGAGUUGCUGGAGGAGAUUGAGGAGGAGGAAGAGGCGGAGGAGAGGGAGAGGGCUGGGAAGGUCGAUCCUGUUGCGAAGGCUGAGAAGGGCAAGGGCAAGGGGAAGGCCAAGGUCGUCAAGCCCCCGGACGACGAAGGGGAAGAUGACGAGAUCGACUGGACCGAGGACGAGCGCGUCGUCGCCGAGCCGAAGAAGGACGUCAAAGGCAAGGGCAAGGGCAAAUCGAAGGACCUCGUCGUGGUCGGCCUCGAGCUGCACGCCAACCGCGCCUCGCUCUCCCCUCCGCCCGCAAAGAAGUCGAAGCUCGCCGCCCGUCCUGUCGCCGCCGCCAACGCUGCUUCGACCGACUGGCUCCCGCGCCUCUCGACGGACAACUACUUCGACCUUUCGUCCGACGAGCGCGAGGCGUUCCUCGAUUUGCUUGACAAGGAGGAUGUGCGUAACCGGAAGGGCGAGGUGAAGGACGGCGGGUCGCCCGCGGGAGGCGAGGAGGUGGCGAAAGCGAGGAAAUGGAGGUGUGCGACAUGCGGGUUCGAUCUUGCAACUCCCGCUUCAGUCGUCGACUCGAUUCUCGCCUCCCGCCGCUUAACGGCUCCCUGCGCACGACUGUUCCUCGUCGCCGCCCCGCUUGUUCCUCGCUUGCAUGCCGAGAUACUUUAUCCGCCUUACGGCUCGCGCAAAUCAAUGCCUAGGAACUUGCCUAUCCCCUCGUACGCGCCACCUUCAACCUUCGCAAUCACCGUCUCCUCUCCGGUGCGUCUCCAUCCCUCUUCUUCGAUCACAUUCCCUACAAAAACGCAAGGACGAGGAGCUGAUGUCAUGCUAGAGGCGGUUGCAGGACGCUUCCCCGAUCCGCGCACUUCGCGCAAAGGAGUGCGAGCGGGGUACGCCAUCCCCUCUGUUCCGCUUCUCGCGUUGAGCGACUGA
Rhodotorula toruloides NP11 is the source of this 1257-nucleotide messenger RNA. RefSeq lists its product as uncharacterized. The record is from RefSeq and is a predicted model, not a curated record. Bases 1 to 1257 code for a protein of 418 amino acids. The transcript has 2 exons. NCBI's taxonomy places the organism in Eukaryota, Fungi, Basidiomycota, Microbotryomycetes, Sporidiobolales, Sporidiobolaceae.